This is a messenger RNA of Cicer arietinum (chickpea), 1261 nucleotides long. RefSeq lists its product as uncharacterized. Lineage: Eukaryota; Viridiplantae; Streptophyta; Magnoliopsida; Fabales; Fabaceae. The record is from RefSeq and is a predicted model, not a curated record. Gene Ontology annotation, biological process: rRNA base methylation. Gene Ontology annotation, molecular function: rRNA (uridine-N3-)-methyltransferase activity. Gene Ontology annotation, cellular component: cytoplasm.
UUAUACUUUGGUGGCAUAAGUUUGUGUGUGAGAAAUAGUGAGGUAUAUAGAAAGACGCAAUAUAUAAUAAAUUUUUCAACUUUUCAUAAGUAAUGAUUGGUCAUUAGGGUCGGUAGUGGAAAUCAUUUAGACAUACUAAUAUUAAUGUAUGCAUCAUCAUUGAUUGAUCAAAAACAAAAUGGGUCCAAUAGAAGAUGAUGAACAUGAGUUUGAGGAAGAAGAAGAAGAAGAACAAUCAUCAACCACAGAGAAAUGGAAGAAACAUUACUCAUCAAAGCAUAAGAUACUAUUUGUUGGAGAGGGUGAUUUCUCUUUCUCUCUUUCUUUAGCUAAAGCUUUUGGUUCUGCUCACAACCUCGUUGCUACUUCCCUUGAUUCUCAGGAGAAAAUUGAAAAGAAGUAUAGUAAUGGAAUAAGCAAUGCAAGAGAACUUGAAGAAAUGGGUUGUAUUGUUGUUUAUGAUGUUGAUGUUAAAGUGAUGAGUCAGCAUUUCUUUCUCAAGACUCAGAGGUUGAACAAAAAGUUAUUGAAGGGAUUUAUGGCAAAUGCAAAAGCUCUAGUUAAGAAAGAAGGAGGAGAGAUUCAUGUAACUCACAAAGAAGGUGAUCCAUACAACAAAUGGGAUCUUGUAAGAAAGGCAGAAAAGAGAGGACUGCUCUUACACCAAGCUGUGCCUUUCUUCAAAGAUGACUAUCCUGGUUAUGACAACAAGAGAGCUCAUGGAAAGUUAUCAGAUUUAUCUUUCGCUGUUGGUGAAGCUAGUACUUACAAGUUCAAGCUCCAAACCUCUCUAGUCUAACUCAUUAUAACUCAUGGAAUCUUCUUUAGACUUAUUUUAUGCAAAUAUUUAGAAGAACUUAUUCUAAUAUACUUCUUUGGAGACUUUUAGAAGUUUUUUAGACUUAUUUUAUGCAAAUAUUUAUUUACUCCUUGUGGCAUGUAGAUAUGUUUUCGGCGUAUUUUAAUAAACUCUUCAUAAUAGUUUAUAGAAUAGUUUAUAGAUGUCUGUGUCCCUAAUGAAUCAUGAUGCCACUUGAAAGUAAUAAUGAAGUGGGACAGGUCUAAACUCUGCAUAUGACCAUACGCAUCUUCAAUGAUGAUUGACCAAAAAAAUAUCUUGAAUAAUGAUUAUGAACGUUGUCAUACACAGCCAAACCUUGAAUAUUGAUUAUUGAAGUCGGUGUAAAAGAGUUGAUGAUUAUCAUAUCUAAAGUGGAGAUUUCACUUUAGAAAGGAACAAAGCUAUAUUGUUUAUUAGCUA